Messenger RNA from Erigeron canadensis, 1122 nucleotides. RefSeq lists its product as uncharacterized. Bases 211 to 975 code for a protein of 254 amino acids. The record is from RefSeq and is a predicted model, not a curated record. The transcript has 2 exons. Lineage: Eukaryota; Viridiplantae; Streptophyta; Magnoliopsida; Asterales; Asteraceae.
UAGAAGUGUCUUGUGCUUAAAUUCUAUACUUCCAAUCCAAGAGAAACAAGACACCUCUAUGCUCCAAGUGAAGGAUCCCCACUAAUUAAACCACCUUUCAAUCAUUCAACAAUUUAAUUCGUCAUAUGUCAACGACUUUUCGAUCUAUUUAGAAUUGAAUCUUCUUGAAUCCAAGAAGACUACCAGCUAGACUUUUGAUGCAAAUUUAGGAUGGAUCUUGAAGAUGAAGAGUGGGUGAACAUUCGUUAUGAUGGGCUUCUUGAAGUCCAUAAUGAUGGGGAUGAUGAGAAAAUCUUUUCAAGAAAUUAUGUCAAGAGUCCCUCAAAUUUUUUCAAAUCGAAUUACUUCAACACUAAACACAACCUUCAAAAUUUAGUCAAAGAUGAUGAACCAAUAAUUGAAAAGCAAAUGGUUUCUUGCACGUCCCAAUUGGAUCAUAAAGACGAGGUUAAAUUACCGAGUUUGAUUAACGAGUCUAAAGAAAGAUCAGAUGAUGAUCAUCUAAAGUUGGAUCAAGAUCCGAUCUUUCAAGUUGUCUUCAAGAAAGAGAACAAAUUUGUCGAAAUGAAACUGGAUUCUCACCAAGAAUCCAAUUUGUCUCAUAUUGAAACACAGUCGUUUCAAUAUGAAGAAAAUAGUGGUGAUCAUAUAGUCGAUUGUUCAUCACCAUCAAAGAUGAUCAAGCAAGAAAUAGUUGCUUGGGAGGAAAGUAACAACAAGUUGAACUUCUGGAAGUGGGGCUUAAGUGGAAUUGGUGCUUUUUGUUCUGUUGGCAUGGCUGCUGCUACAAUUUGCAUCAUCAUAUUUGGGAAUGGUAGAAAGCACAAACAACAAAAGCUUACAAUUCAAAUCUACCCAGAAAACAAGAGGAUAAAGCAAGUGGUGCAAAAGGCAAAUGAAGCAAUGUCAGCGGUUAGAGGAGUUCCAUUGGUUAAGGCCCAAAUCACAUAUGGUGGACAGUAUGAAAGUCUCUAGCACAAUUGCCAUCUAGAAAUUGCAAAGAUAUUGGUAUCGGUUAUUUCAUACCAUUUGUAUAUAUAUGUGUGUAAUAUAUAUUUUAAGUAAAUAAUCCAUGUAAAUUAAAAAGCUUAUGAUUAUGUGAUCUUUAUGAAGUUGUGCCAA